Phalacrocorax carbo (great cormorant) is the source of this 2236-nucleotide messenger RNA. The record is from RefSeq and is a predicted model, not a curated record. NCBI's taxonomy places the organism in Eukaryota, Metazoa, Chordata, Aves, Suliformes, Phalacrocoracidae.
GGGGAAGAAGCGCCUCUCCGAGGGGGUCAUUGGUGGGGAGUGUCCGCUAAGCUGCCCCCGUGGAGCUCCCGCAGCACCGGCCGCGUGGGUGCCAGCUCGGCUCUGUCCUGCAGGGUGCUGACCGCUGGCACGGCCCCCGGCGCCAUGGCCCACAGCGCCAAGCAGCUGCCGGCUGGGAUGCUACAUGCCACAGGCAAAGCUCAUCAUGGAAACUUCCUGGUGACCAUCAAGCAGGAGAAGGGAGAGUCGGCACAGAUGAGUGGUGAGAAGCUGCAUGGUGAGGAGGAGCCGGUGAAGAAGAGGGGCUGGCCCAAGGGCAAGAAGAGGAAGAUGAUCCUUCCCAACGGCCCCAAAGCCCCUGUGACAGGCUAUGUGCGGUUCCUGAAUGAGCGGCGUGAGCAGAUCCGCACACAGCAUCCUGACCUGCCCUUCCCGGAGAUCACCAAGAUGCUGGGGGCUGAGUGGAGCAAGCUGCAGCUUUCAGAGAAGCAGCGGUACCUGGAUGAAGCAGAGCGGGAGAAGCAGCAGUACAUGAAGGAGCUGUGGGAAUACCAGCAGUCAGAGGCCUACAAGAUGUGCACGGAGAAGAUCCAGGAGAAAAAGAUUAAAAAAGAGGACACAGGCUCUGCAGCAGUGAACAUCCUGCUGAAUGGGUACCCGCACAAGGCUGGCGAGUGCAGUGACGCCUUCUCCACCUUUGAUGUGCCCAUCUUCACAGAGGAGUUCUUGGACCAAGACAAAGCCCGGGAGGCUGAGCUGCGGCACCUGCAGAAGAUGAACAGGGAGUUUGAGGAGCAGAAUGCCAUCCUGCAGAAGCACACGGAGAGCAUGAACUGUGCCAAGGAGAAGCUGGAGCAGGAGCUGGCCCAGGAGGAGAGGCAGACCCUGGUCUUGCAGCAGCAGCUCCAGUCUGUGCGGCAGGCCCUCACUGCCAGCUUUGCCUCCCUCCCCAUCCCUGGCACUGGGGAAACCCCCACACUGAGCACUCUGGACUUCUACAUGGCCAAACUGCACAGCGCCAUCGAGAGCAAUCCGCUGCAGCAUGAGAAGCUGGUGGUGCACAUCAAGGAGAUCCUGUCACGGAUAGCUAGCGAACACUUGUGAAGAGGCCCAGUCUGUCCUGGAGCCUGGGGCUGGCUGGACCACAGCCCUGUCCCUUGGAGCUCAUGUGAGGUACAGUCUUUGCUGGUGGUCCGGCUGCUUCCCCCUCCACCCCAUGCACCUCACUGGAGAAGUGGGCUGGGACCCUCCCCAGCCUCAGUGCAGCUUGGCCCUGUGGCCACAGCAUCUCUGAGGACCUUGAGCUUCUGGGGACCAAGCAGUGACAGGGCUGAGAGACCCCAGCUGGUGCGGUGCUGGGCGAGGUGGUCAGUGGUGGGUGUGAGCACAUCCCCCUGCUCUCCUGUGAGCUCCCUAGCUCCUGCAGCUCUGCCUCGCUGAGCCAGAGGCUCCCCAAAGGCUGUCUGGUGGCAUAUGAGGUGCCUGCAGGUUACUUGGCCUGGAGUGAAUCAGCCUCUUCCAGGGUGACCCAGGUGCUGCUGUUAACAGGCCUGUGAUGAAAGGGAGGCAGCUGGGUACCCUGGGAGCCCCCGGGGCUUGGCACUGCCUCCUGGUCCCUAGAUCAGCCCAUGGAGCCUCUUGGUCCCCUGUCCUGCAGCGGGUGAGGUGGCAGGCUUCCUUCCCCGUGCCUCUUUAAUCUUCCCCUUUCUGCUCCCCUGUGGGUUCCUUCAUCCCCCUGCUGCUGUCACCCUGCCUGUUACCUCUCCUUCCCCCAUACCUCUGGGACCAGGCAGGGCAGCUCCUGCCCUCUGCAGCAGUGAAGGCAAAAAGAACUCUUCAUGCUUGAGGAGGAGCUGGGACUGACCCCUUCUUCCCCGUGGCAGGGAGCCCAUGGGGCAGUCAGUGCACAGGCUUUUGGCUCCUACCUCCCUGCCUGAGCCUGUCCUGCAUUGUGGAAGCACUGUGAUGGCAGCUGUGUCCUGGCUGUGCUGUGCUCGGGUUGGCCAGCCUCAGGGCUGCCUGUCACUAAUCUUGGACUGUGUAAUUAGAGAGCAUCUUAUUUUCUUACUAGCACUACAUUGAUCUGGCCCUGGCUUUAACCCAGGGCUGGUGUGUGACUGCUUUUCUCUCGCUUGUGAGGUCCAUGCUCUGUAGAUGAGUUUCCUGGUUGCCAUCUCCUGGUGGCCACUUGGCUUGGGAUUGAGAUGGGAGCAAAUAAAUGUGGGAGAAACAACCA